Messenger RNA from Cygnus atratus (black swan), 600 nucleotides. RefSeq names its product histone H3-like centromeric protein A. Bases 1 to 600 code for a protein of 199 amino acids. Gene Ontology annotation, cellular component: nucleosome. Gene Ontology annotation, molecular function: protein heterodimerization activity; DNA binding; structural constituent of chromatin. Lineage: Eukaryota; Metazoa; Chordata; Aves; Anseriformes; Anatidae. The transcript has 7 exons. The record is from RefSeq and is a predicted model, not a curated record.
AUGUCCCUGUUUUACUGGCCAGCUUCAAAUCCAAUUAAGCUUUGGCCAUACGAAUUUUCCCCCUACAAAGGAAGAGACAGAGACCUGCUCCUCCAUCUGGACUCUCACAAGUCCAUGGGACCAGACGAGCUCCACCCUAGGGUGCUGAGGAAGCUGGCGGAGGUAAUUGCCAAGCUGCUUUCCACCAUCUAUCAGCGUUCCUGGUUCUCUGGAGAGGUCCCAGAGGAUUGGAGGCUUGCUGAUGUGACUCCCAUCCACAAGAAGGACCGGCACCGGCGGUACCGGCCGGGCCAGCUGGCGCUGAAGGAGAUCCGCAAGUACCAGAGCACCACCAACCUGCUGCUGCGCCGGCAGCCCUUCUGCCGCGUGGUGCGGGAGAUCUGCCUGCUCUUCACGCGGGGGGUGGACUACCACUGGCAGGCCAUGGCGCUGCUGGCACUGCAGGAGGCGGCGGAGGCUUUCUUGGUGCGCCUGCUGGAGGACGCCUACCUGUGCUCGCUGCACGCCCGCCGCGUCACCCUGUACCCCAAGGACCUGCAGCUGGCCCGGCGCCUGCGGGGGCUGGACGGGGGGGGGGAUCUGAGUUCGAGGCUGUUAUAG